Molecule: messenger RNA, 4154 nt
Organism: Schistocerca americana (American grasshopper)
Lineage: Eukaryota; Metazoa; Arthropoda; Insecta; Orthoptera; Acrididae
Exons: 11
Coding region: 45-2120 (691 amino acids)
Cellular component (GO): plasma membrane
Molecular function (GO): calcium channel regulator activity; GTP binding; GTPase activity
Source: RefSeq, a predicted model, not a curated record
AACAGCAGCAACAGCAGGGGCAGGGCGUGCCCAAGGUGGUGAUCAUGGGUUCGAGCACGACGUCCACCUCGUCGAACAACACGAUCAACACGUCGACGGACUCGGCCAACACGGUGGCGACGCUCAUCACGGUGACGGACGGCGACUGCGACGACGAAGCCGACCCCGAGCCCGAGACGAAGGCCUUCUCGCCGCCUCCCGAGCGGCCCGCCGUCUCGGCGCAGCGCCGCCAGGAGCUGCUCGACGAGAUCUUCAGCAGCGUGAGCGCCCACGCUCCGCCGGAGUCGCCGCUGGUGCCGCCGCCUGCGCCGCCGGUCACGCCGCUGACGCCACUGCUGGGCGCGUGCCGGCGCGACACGCGCUUGUUCGCGCGCAGCGAGGACCUGGACUCGCCGCCGGCCGAGGCCAGGGGGCCCGCCCCCGCCGCCACGCUGCCGCCCCCCGCGGCCCGCGCCCCCCACGGGCACCCGCUGCCCGCGCUCACGCUGCGCCGAGCCUCCUCCGUCAGCACGCCGCCGACCGUCGUACCGCUCAACCCCGACAAGGUGCCACCGCGAGGCGGCACGGGUACGGGGGAGGACGUGUCGGAGGCGGCGCCGCCCCCGCGGCUGCACCGGCGCAGCACUCGCGGCUCCCGCCACAAGCGCAAGAGCACCAGCAGCAGCGGCGGCGGUGGCGGCGGCAGGGCGGCGGCGGCGGCCGCCGUGGGGUCCCCCGCGCCCGACCUGCGCGUCGACUACUUCUCGGAAGACGGCGCGGCCCCCGUGCUGCCGCCACCGCACCUGGACGCCAGCCAGACGCCCACCGCCGACGUCGACGUCAGCGUCAGCGCCGCCGCCGGCGGUGGGGCGGCGGCGGCGGCGGCGAUCGUGGCCGGCCGACACCCCAACCAGCAGCCCACGGCCAUCGUAGUGCAGCCCGGAGCCAACCCAGGUGUCGCCACGGUGCUGCUCAAGGACGCGCGCGCUCAGCGCGAGGAGAACAUGAAGCAGCUGCUCGACGUCGCCAACAACCUCACGCUGCAGGAGCUGCACGACUUCGAGAUGAGGUACGGGUCGCCGCACCACAGCCGGUCGCAGAGCGUGAAGGCGGCGGGCAGCAGCCGGCCCACGUACCUGAGCCUGCCGCAGCAGCGGUCGCGCGUCGCCUCGAUGCCCAACACGGGCGUCGAGGAGGAGUACUACCGCCUGCGCCACUUCAGCAUCACCGGCAAGGGCGUCGUCAACCGCGGCGACUCGCUCAAGAGCCGCCGCUCGCGCUCCAACAACAGCGUCACUUCCAGCAACUCCAGCCACAGCACGGAGCACCUGACGGCGCAGCACUGCGGCUCUGCGCGCACCAGCGCCACGGCGUCGCUGGCGUCGAGUCGCGAGUCGAGCGCCGCGUCGCCUCCCGCCCCGCUGCGCGUCGUCAUGCUGGGCGCCGCCGGCGUCGGCAAGUCGUCGCUCGUGUCGCAGUUCAUGACCUCCGAGUACCUGCACGCCUACGACACCUCGCUCGAUGAUGAGUACGGAGAGAAGUCCGUCAGUGUGCUACUGGACGGCGAGGAGUCGGAACUGACGUUUAUCGACCACCCCUGCUCUGAAAUGUCGCCGGAGAACUGCGUCACGACGUACGACCCGCACGCGUUCUGCGUCGUCUACUCGACUGCGGAUCGCGGAAGCCUCCGGGUGGCUGAGGAAGUGCUGCAGUGCCUCUGGAAGAGCGACUCCAUCAGCACCAAGGCUGUCAUCCUGGUCGCCAACAAGACGGACCUCGUGCGCAGCAGGACCGUCACCACCGACGAGGGAAAGAGCAUGGCGACAUCGUACGACUGCAAGUUCAUCGAGACGUCGGUGGCCAUCAACCACAACGUGGACGAGCUGCUCGUGGGACUUCUGACGCAGAUCCGGCUGAAGCGCGAAAACCCGGAGCGCGCCAGGGACCUCCUGCGCAAGAGGUCGAGCCGGAGGAGUCCGGCAGGCGGCAGCACCGGCGGCGGCGGAGCGGUGUCGUGCGGUACUAACAAGCCCUACCGCGGCGCGCGCACCUCCACCUCGCUCAAGGUGAAAGGCCUGCUAGGCCGCGUGUGGGCGAGGGACUCCAAGAGCAAGAGCUGCGAGAACCUGCACGUGCUCUGAGCGCCCACCGCGCCACCUCCUCACGUAAAAGACAACAGUACAACACGCCGACAAGCUACGCUCUGAUUAAAACUACUUGUUAUUUGACCUCGAUCACUUGACACUACAACGCGGCGCUGCUUCUCGACUCAAACGACAGAGCGCGCUUUUCGCUCGCUGCGGUUGGCGACAGUCAAAUGGGCAGCAGCAAGUAUCCCGUAACUGGUUAUGCGUGCACACUACACUGUUCGCAAACUGCAAGUGAAAUGGCGCUUUACUGCCGGCCGAGGUGGUCUCGCGGUUCUAGGCGCGCAGUCCGGAACCGCGCGACUGCUACGGUCGCAGGUUCGAAUCCUGCCUCGGGCAUGGAUGUGUGUGAUGUCCUUAGGUUAGUUUGGUUUAAGUAGUUCUAAGUUCUAGGGGACUGAUGACCACAGCUGUUAAGUCCCAUAGUGCUCAGAGCCAUUUGAGCCAUUUUUUGGCGCUUUACUGCGGCACGUUGGUAACACCAAACAAUCUGUGAGUGACUUUUCGAAGGACUAAAUUCGAAAAUGUAAAUUGUCAACUGACAAGUAAAUUUUAAUCAGACUACCGUGACAGGACUCCCUGCUGCAGCCAAGGAAAAGAUAAAGCGCGAGUAACAACUACUCUCAGGACAAUCAGUGAAGCCGAACUCCCCCUCCACUUCCAAUCCCUUUCUUACUUCAUGACAAUGAUCCCAUACUCUUUGGAAAAUACAAAAUGUUAGCAGCUAAUUUAAGAAAACUAAAACUUCGAAGAAUCGCCCAUUGUCGACAAAGUCAUGCCCUACUGGAGCAGUAUCUCUAUUGAAUCAUCAAGCGACCACAUUAAACUUCCAGAUUGCAAGUUGAAACUUGAUAUUACAUGUUCUAUCGGCAAGAGGGAAACAUAAGCUACUGCUUCCUUUGGGCCGCCUCCAGAGCAGCCGUGACUAGUUUCCAAGAUUAGACCUCCAACUCUCCACUGUGUUAUGGCAAAUCUACAUGUUAUUCUGCAAAAGUAGCCCUUGCCGAAAAAUGUGAGGUUGAUAGUCAGAAAGGAUGGGUCACCAAGAGUUGUUUGGUGAACUAUAAGGAAGAAUAUGAGCAAAGGCGUAGGAUACAUGUGGGUUAAGCAUCGUAUUAUAUCGAAAUUGUAAAACCUUCUGAAAUUUUGCUUUCUCUUUUGCUUCCUCUGAAGUUACCAAUCCUCAUUUUUUUUAUUGUUGACGAAACGUAUGACCCUAAAGGGACUAUUUACCUCACUGCAGAAGACACCUGCAGGGAAGUUUUGCUUCAGGAAUGACUGCCACAAUGCUGUAUCUGCAGACAGUAAUUGAAACAGUGCAGCAGGGAUUCAGAUCACUGCACAAUGUGUUUCCACGACUCAAGUUUACCUGUAAAGUUAAGUAAAAACGGAAACCAUUCCCGUUUAGUAACUGAACGUCAGGAAAAUAUUCUUUGUCAGGUUUUGGAUAGUUUAUAUAUGCUAUUAAUUUAAUAAAAUAUUUGUAAGGUUUUCUUAAUUUGUAGCUUUAAUACAUACUUUUGUACUCCAUUGCAGUUGAACUAUUUAUACUGUUAUUAUUUUUAUACCGUUUUGUACUUAUUAAUCUCUUAUUUUUAUAUUUACUAUCUGUGUGUUGUUUGUAAGAUCGUAUAUGUAGAAGUAUAUAGUAUAAUGACUAGGACUUUAUGCUGUUUUUUUUAUAAACCAACCAAUUAAGAUAAACAUAAAGUUCCAUAUCAGCAGAGGAUAUUUGGAAGCUCAACAGAUACUCCAUUUCGGAUUCUCCCAAAUGAAAUGUCAAAAAUUUCAAAAUUACUAAGAUCACUCUUAGUGGUAAUAUCAGCAUGUGAGGGAGGAAUUGAAGUUUACCAACUCUGGAUCCUUUCCUCCACUUUUAUAUAGUGCUCCACUUAUUUGCAAUGUAAUGAAAUUCCAAUCAUUUUAUUUAUUUUAAUUUGUUGUAUUAAUUACAACCAAAAUCUUUUUGUACUCUCUUCAUUGAUCUGUCCAAUCUUACUUUACUUUUCUUGUGUAGAUAGAAUGAGA